Messenger RNA from Thecamonas trahens ATCC 50062, 1794 nucleotides. RefSeq lists its product as uncharacterized. The transcript is spliced from 2 exons. Bases 1 to 1794 code for a protein of 597 amino acids. The record is from RefSeq and is a predicted model, not a curated record. Gene Ontology annotation, biological process: RNA 3'-end processing. Lineage: Eukaryota; Apusomonadida; Apusomonadidae. Gene Ontology annotation, molecular function: metal ion binding; nucleotidyltransferase activity.
AUGUGUCGCUUCGAGCACCACCACCUCCCGGGUAGCGAGGGGCCCAGCGAGGCGUACCCUCCUCCGCGGCACCUGGCAGACUCGGCCCGCCCGUUCUGCGUGCAGGAGGCUGUAAUGGGCUGGUGCUCUCAUGGCUUGUACUGCCAGUACCGUCACGGCCCGGCCCCGCGUCUCGCACCCGAGCCCGCGCCGGCAGCCGCAGCUGGCGGGCAAGCCGGCGAGAGAGCCGGUGAUGGCGAUGGCAAUGGCGAUGGCGAUGGCGAUGGCGAUGGCGACGACGAGGCGGCUGCAGCUGCGGCUGCCGAGCUAGUCGAGGCCAAGGCGGCUUAUGCUGUUGCAGCAGCCGAGUAUGCAGGCAAGGCGCAGGAGCUGGCGUGCGAGCUUGUGGCUGUGGACCCGGAGCGGGCGGCCGGGCUGGCGGCGCUGAUGGCGCGGCUGAAGGAGUCGAUCGAGCCGCGGCCGUCGGACGAGAGCAUGCGGCAGGCAGUGUGCAACGCGGUCCAUGCGUUUGUGGAGGAUGCCAUGCCGAAUCUGCGGCGCGGGUACGUCUCCACCUCGUCGCUGCAUCUGUUCGGAUCGUCGGCCAACGGGUUCGGGUCGCGGUCGUCUGACGUGGAUGUGAGCAUGGAGAUGCGGCUGCCGCGCAACCGCAUUGCGCGGUCGAACGUCAUCUCGAACGUCAUCAACACGCUGGGCAAGAAGAUGCGAGCAGCACCCGAGUUUGCCCGCGACGUCAAGUGGAUUACUGGCGUCAAGAUUCCGCUCAUCAAGUUUGUUCAUGUCGACUCGGGCCUCUCGGUUGACUUUUCGAUCGGCAACUCGCUCGCACUCCGCAACACUCGCCUGCAAAAGUGCUACGCCUCGCUCGACGAGCGUGUUCGCGACCUCAUGUAUACCAUCAAGUACUGGGGCAAGGCACGCAAGAUCAACGACGCCGCCAAGCGCACGCUCUCCUCGUACGCCCUUACCAUCAUGCUCUUCCACUACCUCCAGGCCGGCCUCGUCCCGCCGGUGCUUCCAGUCUUGCAGACCAUGCCCGGCGGCUCGACCGAAGGCGGUGAUCCGGUGCGCAAGCCGCGCCCGCCGCCGACACCGGAUGCAGCAGCGGAGGGCGAGAGCGGCAAGGAGGGGAAGGGUAAGGUGCCCGCGCGCAAAGACAAGGGCAAGAAGGCCGGAAGCGGCGGCGGUGACGAAGCUGGCGGUGCGGACUCGGGCUCGCGCUCAGGCUCGGGCUCGGACUCUGGGUCUGACAAGGCCGAAGACGAGGUGACCAAGCCGCGGGUCUUUGACGACUCGUGGAAGCGCGACGAGUCGCGUGACCCAAGCCUGCCGUCGGUGCGGAUCAACGGGUAUGAGACGUACUUUUGCAACUCGCUGCCUGCAGUCCGGACGGCGUUUCCGGUGGGGGCUAAUGCGGCGCCGGCGGCGCAGCUGCUGCUUGGCUUCUUUGACUACUACGCCAACAGCUUCCCGGUGGAGACGCACGUGGCGUGCAUCCGGCGCGAACUCGGGCACUCGCUGACCAAGGCCGAGAAGUCGUGGGAGUCGGCCAUGCUGGCAGUGGAAGACCCGUUCGAGCUCAACCACAACCUGACGGCCAUGGUCUCGGGCGAGUACUGGGAGCUGGUCCACUCGGAGUUUGUGCGGGCAUAUAACCUGCUGUUUGGCUACCUCACCCGCGCCCCGCAUACGCCGGACCGCAGCCCGGACGGGUUUAUGGACGUCCUCUGCGCCAUCCUGCCCGAGCGCGAGUUCCACUACGAGGCGCCACCCAAGAAGGACGGCCGCAAGUAA